AUGGCUCCUCGCACUCGCAAUGCUCGUCUGGUGGACACAACACGCUGGCAACCGUGUGAUAGCAAAGCAGUCGUAUGGAAGGAACCAGCCGUGGCUAAAGACCAUCUAUGCUUGUUGCCUUCCCGUAACAAUACCUACGUCACCAAGGAUGGGAGGAUCAACUUCGACAACCGAUAUGUCCAUCUGCCAAAGACCCGCAGGAGGGAGCAGUCUGUACGGAAGAAGCGCAGGCCUCGUUCUCCGCCGGGUAAAGAAGCAGACGCACCGGCCUUGUACGGCUCUCCGGACUCAUGGGAGACAAUCAGCGAAGAUGGAUUUCAUGCCCGCCCGUCCAUCAAGCUGCCCAUCCCUGAUCACAUCAAGGCGAUGCUCGUGGAUGACUGGGAGAACAUUACCAAGAACAACCAACUCGUUCCCCUCCCUCACCCUCAUCCUGUCGAUGAAAUCUUGAACGAUUAUCUUGCUUAUGAACGUCCCAACAGAGAUGAUGGGUCCGCGAACAUGGAUAUCCUUGAGGAGGUUGUCGCUGGUCUCCGCGAAUACUUUGAGAAGUCCCUCAGCCGGAUUCUUCUGUACCGGUUUGAGCGUCCCCAGUACCAUGAGAUUCGUAAGGUGUGGGAGAAGGCUGGCGAGAAUGAGAAGACUAAGACUGUCUGCGACACUUAUGGCCCAGAGCACCUGUGCCGCUUGAUGGUCUCGUUGCCGGAACUCGUUGCCCAAACCAACAUGGACCAACAAUCUGUGUCCCGACUGCGCGAGGAACUCUCCAAGCUGACCGUCUGGCUCGGCAAGAACGCUAAGAACUACUUUGUCAGCGAGUACGAGACCCCAUCCCAGGAGUAUAUCGACAAGGCUCGAGGUUUCUAG
This is a messenger RNA of Colletotrichum truncatum, 867 nucleotides long. Lineage: Eukaryota; Fungi; Ascomycota; Sordariomycetes; Glomerellales; Glomerellaceae. The record is from RefSeq and is a predicted model, not a curated record.